Molecule: messenger RNA, 1199 nt
Organism: Sitophilus oryzae (rice weevil)
Lineage: Eukaryota; Metazoa; Arthropoda; Insecta; Coleoptera; Curculionidae
Exons: 2
Coding region: 404-847 (147 amino acids)
Source: RefSeq, a predicted model, not a curated record
CCAUUAUACAUUUUACUCAGAUAAGAAUCAGUGGCCUUGAUAUGGUUUAGAGCCAGUCAACAUCUUGGUCACUCUCAAAUUGAGCUGGCGGUUGCCUUGUAGCAGAGCCAUCAUAAAAAAAAAGAAGAAGAAGAGAUAUCCGACAGAUUUUAAAUUAUUUAGUUAUUAGUUUUUCUAUGAUAAAUAGUUAUCAAGAUCAAGCUGAAAUAGAAGAGGAACGCAGAUUUUAGGAUAUCAAAUACUGCAAAUCUUACCAAACCAUCGCAGCCCAUUAACCGACUAUCGCCCAACAUAAAGGACACAACCUUAAAGAAAGAGUGAGCCUCCUAUCCUAUGCUCCCAUCUGUAAAGCCUACUCCAGGCUUACGAAAAAUAGUUGAUAUUUUUAUUUUGUCAGUUAGGUAUGUCAAAGAGGCACAAUAUUGCUUACGUUAAACCUACCGAGCCUACUUUUAUAAGACAACUAAAAGAACAAAUUGGAUAUAAAGAAGGACUGACUGUUGAUACUAAACGGGAGGAUAUUGGUCAUGUCGAUGAAGAUGAUUUGCAGGACACCGAGGAAGAACAGCCCCAAGUAGUAGUGCUAAAUUCGGGGGAUUUAAAUGCUGAAGAAGUUGCUCAAGAAAAACUUAGGUUAGAAAGAGAAGAGCAAACAACGCCGGCAGAUUUAAAUGUUCCCAUAGUUUUUAAAAAACCUACCAAGAAAACCUCUACAGCAUCUGAAGGUACUUCGGAUAGUUCUAGGGACAGAAAAUGUACUAAAAGGAAAGAUGAAAGUACAGAAAAAAAGAAUAAAAAACAUAGAAAUUACAGCUUACUGUCUUUUGAUGAUGAAGAAGGGACUUAAUAAUAGUUAUAUUUAUUUAUUCAACACUUGGUUAAUAAUUACAUAGGCAUUUACGAAUAAGUAUAAUAUAAUAUAUACAAUGUACGCGUCCAGGGGACACAGCAGCUUACUGACCACUGAGAAUUUUGCUCAGCGGCUGACCUUUGUUGCAUGUAAAAAUAGACUGUUCAGGAAAGUUACUUACUCAACCACCCAGCCGCCGGCCAUCCCUGAACGCGCACAAUGAAAGAAUCAGAUAUUUAAUUAUUGCUAGUAAAUACAAUUACAAUAAAUGAAAAAUUAUACAGGGUUGUUCACAUACGGCACGGAGUAUUGUAGCUAAACGAUUAGAUUUUUACAAAUUUGAAGUUUU